GGACCAUCGCCAGAUGGCGGAAUCUGGCCAACAUGUGUGUCGAAUAGUUUCUCUAGCUGACUUCACCAGUUGGCGAUUGAAUUUGGAAUCGAAAUGAUGAAGUUUUCCUUGCUUUUUCUACUAGCCUGGAGCUCUGUGUUUCUGGGAAGCACAGGCUCUCUGCAUCGGAUUGGGAAGUCUGAUGUAGGCUUAAAAUCCUUGGAGGAGCUAGUCUUGAUUAGGAAGUCGUUGGCUGCACAGGCACUCAAGCUAAGGGGACUGGAGAUCAAUCUGCAUCGCGUGCUCAGCAAGGUGGUGUUUCUCUCCGAUGCAGAUGUGCAUGCACCUGGAAGAUACUCCUCCAAAGAAGUUCCCCUAGCAGAGCUAUCUGAUCGUCUAAAUUUGUUGCUAGAGCGACUGAACCAGGAAGAAAGAAUAUCUACGAAAUUGCUGGAACUCAAAGAAUGGUCAAUUAAAGUGUGCCAAGAACCUUCCCUGAACCAGACCUCACUAAAGGAGCUUACUGAUGAUAAGGACGAGCCGAAAGUGGACUUUUACCAGCCCGCCAAAUCGGAUUGCCAUGAACUUGACGAAGGUGUCCGGGUGGAUGGCGUCUACAGGUUUCUGGUUCCGGAGCGCAACGAGGUCCAGCGUGAUUUGCACGAGCGCUAUUGUGCCUUUGCCACCGACGGCCCCGCCUGGACAGUGAUCCAGAGUAGAGGCGGCUCCUUCGAUCCGCCCGAAAACUUCAAUCGCAGCUGGGACGAGUAUCGCGCGGGUUUUGGUAACUUAUCCCGAGAUUUCUGGUUUGGCAACGAGUUCGCGCACAAGAUUCUCUACCGCGACGAUCAUGAGCUGAGAGUGGAGCUGCAGGAGGCAGGAGAGCCUCUGGAUUGGGCGGAGUAUCCACUCUUCUGGCUGGACAGCGAGAGUUAUAACUAUCAGCUUUCGGUGGCUGGUGAAUUCCGUGGUUCACUACCGGAUGCUCUGGAACAGCACAAUCGGAUGGAUUUCAGCACUUACGAUCGGCGGAGGAGCCACGCGAAAUCGGCGGAUUCCUGUGCCGAGGAUUACGGCGGUGGCUGGUGGUUCGAUCGCUGCACACAGUGUAAUCUGAACGGAGAACAUGGUGUCCACCAGAGAGCAAGUCCAGCCAUUAUCUGGAUGAACUGGCGGAGCGGGACCGACAAACCGAAGAGCUCGCGGAUGAUGAUUCGACCCGUAAAUCCCACUCCGGGCGAUAACUCCGAUGGGGAUUAGGCGGCGGAGAA
Molecule: messenger RNA, 1250 nt
Organism: Drosophila mauritiana
Lineage: Eukaryota; Metazoa; Arthropoda; Insecta; Diptera; Drosophilidae
Product: techylectin-5A
Exons: 3
Coding region: 94-1239 (381 amino acids)
Source: RefSeq, a predicted model, not a curated record